Messenger RNA from Ananas comosus (pineapple), 711 nucleotides. RefSeq names its product lichenase-like. The transcript has 2 exons. NCBI's taxonomy places the organism in Eukaryota, Viridiplantae, Streptophyta, Magnoliopsida, Poales, Bromeliaceae. Gene Ontology annotation, cellular component: plasma membrane. The record is from RefSeq and is a predicted model, not a curated record. Gene Ontology annotation, biological process: carbohydrate metabolic process. Gene Ontology annotation, molecular function: hydrolase activity, hydrolyzing O-glycosyl compounds. The annotation marks the transcript as partial.
AUGGACAGCAUAGGUAUUUGUUACGGAAUGACAGGUGAUAAUCUUCCAUCUCCUCCUGAUGUUGUGGCCCUCUACAAGAAGUAUUUCAUAGAAAAAAUCAGAAUUUACAGCCCUAACCCUGAGGUCCAAAACGCCCUCCAGUUGCAAGACCUCAAAGUCGCCGUCGGUGUCAGAAACGAAGACAUACCCAACAUCGCAGCUAACCAAACAGCGGCAGACAAGUGGGUGAGUACAAAUAUUUCGCCUUACAAUGAUUCAGGAAUCCAGUAUGUCGUGGUUGGCAACGAGGUCAUAGGGAGCAACUUGGGAAAGUACGUAGCUCCAGCGAUGGCGAACCUUCGCAACUCAUUGAACUCUGUGAAACUAGUAGCUAUUAGGGUGACGACGUCAGUCUACACUGGUGUCCUUAGCAUGUCAAGUCCACCAUCUCAGGGCACAUUCUCUCCUAGUGUAGUUGAUGACAUGACAGCCAUUGUGUCGUUCUUGAACAAUCUGCCACCAGAGAACCCGCAACAUGUGAUAAUGGUCAAUGUUCACCCUUACUUUGCUUACGCCGCAGAUCCAGAACACAUCUCUCUCGAAUAUGCACUGUUCACAGCAACAAGUCCGGUCGUAAGAGAUGGGAACUUGGAUUACUAUAAUCUUUUCGACGCCAUGGUUGAUGCUUUUUAUGCUGCUUUGGAGAAGAUAGGAGGAGCUAGUAUAGAGGUU